Molecule: messenger RNA, 1973 nt
Organism: Cuscuta epithymum
Lineage: Eukaryota; Viridiplantae; Streptophyta; Magnoliopsida; Solanales; Convolvulaceae
Source: the annotation of a GenBank genome assembly
AAAAAAGAUGAAAAAACGUUCAAAGUAAGUAAACGAAUCCUCUGUCCCGGAGAUCUGAAAACAAGCCGCACUCCAAAGCUUUCCUCUCCUCGGCUCCAUCGUUACUCCCACGCUUCCGAUCAAGCCCCCAAUAGACCAUCCACUCGCUUCAACCCCAUUCACACUUGAUUCACCUCUGCAGACUUAGCUCUCGACGCCCUUACUCCGUCUGCUGUUUAUCUCGUCCCUGCCUGAACUUUGUACCUUUCUAUCCUAAUACUACCAUCGGAGUCCGGUCAAUCGUCCGCCGCUUAAAUUUCACGUGUCAGAGGUUUGACCUACUUGUGUCCGAGUUGCUUGUGCCCAUCACACCAUUUCCCCCAGGAAAUGGACGAGGACUUUGAAAAGGAUGCCGGGGAUACACAUGCUAAAGUGCCUGCCACACAUACCGAGACCGAGGUAAAGACAAAUAGGAAGAAAAAGAAAGGUCUGAUAUCAAGAAUGUGGAAUGCACUCUUUAAAUCUGGUAGAGACGAUUUUGAGAAGAGACUGCAACACAUUUCCAAAGAGGAGGCCGCUGUUAUUCAGAGAAUCACAACGCGUGCUCAAAGAGUUAGUAGGACUUUGAGAAACCUCAUCAUACUUUCCGUACUUUUUGAGGCUAUUGCGGUGGGUUAUGCUAUCAUGACUACUAGAUCACUUCACCUAAAUUGGAAAUUGAGAGCUCUGCGCGUUUUGCCUAUGUUUCUAUUACCCGGGUUAUCUUUCGCUAUAUAUACAGCACUUGGAAGCUUCAAAAGGAUUUGUGACAACAAGGAUCAGAAAACCUUGCAAAGGCUCCGUGCUGAAAAGAAAGCAAAGAUUGAUGAACUCAAGGAGAGGACAAAUUAUUACAUUACACAACAACUCAUUCAGAAGUAUGAUCCUGACCCUGCUGCUCAGGUUGCAGCUGCUACCGUGCUCGCUUCCAAGCUUAGCGCAGAUACUGGGUUGAAGGUGUUUGUGGGGAAUGAGUCCCAACGUAAUUCCCCUCCUACUGGUGGGAAGAGUAGUGAUGUUGAACUUGCUAAUUCCACUGGACUUCGUAACCGAAAGCAACCGGCAAGCAGAUCAACUGGCUCUGAAAGAAGUGCCACAACAACAGUGCACCAGUCUCAAGAAGAACAAAAAAUGCUAGACGGUUCUGAUAUGGUCGAGCAUCAUCCACCGGUGGUUGAGCAUUACAACCCAAUUGGUCCAACCGCACAAAAUGGAGGGUGGCUUUCACGCAUUGCGGCACUGCUAGUGGGCGAGGAUCCAACACAGUCUUAUGCACUUAUUUGUGGCAACUGUCACAUGCACAAUGGGCUUGCUAGGAAAGAGGACUUCCCCUACAUCACUUACUACUGCCCUCACUGUAAUGCCUUGAAUAGGCAUAAACAAGUAGAAGAUCGCUCCUCUGGCUCGAGUUCACCGAGUUUAAGCUCUUCUGUGGUGGCCGAUUCUGAGGUGAUUAAAAAUGCUGGUGCUUCUCCCGUUGCAGAGAAUAACAUCCCUGCCGGUGGGAGUCCAGCUGGCCCUUCUGAGGCAGAAGGGGUCGAAAUUUCUAAUGUUCCCGGUACUUGAUUUGUGCCCUUUGAUUGGCAUACUUUGCUGCCUUGUGCGACAUACAAAAUAGCAGGUUUCCUUGCAUCUUUUUUUUUAUUUUUUAUUUUACAGUUUUUUUACUGUGAAAAUGUUGUACUGUACCAAAUGAUAUAUUUCGCAGAUAGGUCCUGUCUCUUACGGGCUGCCCAAAUUCUUAUUAUGUGUUUUUCUUUUCUCGCUGAAAUUUUGUCCACCUAUAACUCAUGUAGUGUCGGGUAUUUUCUUGUGGAGGAGACAAUGUUCUACGUGUAAAUGAACUUAAAACAUUAGAUAGAAGCGUGAUAAUGUGAUGUUUUCUUUUAAGCUCAUUUCCAGCAUAUAUACAUUAAUACAUGGAUAGUCAAACACUCAAUGAAUCUGAAUCCUUG